UCAACAUAAUACUUGAAUGCAAAAAAACUUCAUUAGACUGCUGGGUUAUAAACUCUCCCGAAUUCCUUCAAAUAUGGUGUCAAGCUAUCUUGAAAGAAGCAUUUUCACUUGUUUUCACUUACCUUCUCUAUCUCUACAAGACUAUACCUUUCUGUUCCAUGUCUGUGCAUAUGCUUGGCAUUGCAUUAUUACAUAUUUUCCAAUUCCCAACAAUUCAAAAUGAUCUUUUUUCUAAUUAAUUAACAUAAUAACAUGUUGAACAUGUAUUGCAUGUGUGGCCAUUUAGAUUAUGCUCACCACCUGUUUGAUCAAAUGCCAAGAAGAACUUUUGUUUCUUAGACUGUUCUCAUUUAUUGGUAUGUUUGGCUUAAUAAAAGAGUGUUUUGCGUUAUUCUCUAUCUCUAGCAUGUCGGGUUGCUUUCGACCUCUGUCUGCUAGAGCAUCACUAUUAAACCAACAAAAAGUAUGGACACAGUACCGUCCUAUUUUACACACACAAUAUUAUUUUCUUAAGGUAGAAAAUAUAACUCAAAUCCAUAAUCCGCAAUCUGCAAUCUGCCAAGUGAAAUGGGAAUCCAUGGUCUAUUGCCGCUACUCAAAUCCACAAUCCUUCCAAUUCACAUCAAAGACCUUUACCGCUGCUCUGUCGCCAUCCACACAUAUUCUUUCCUCCACAAAGGCGCCCUUUCUUGCACCACUCACCUCUGCAAAGGAAUACCCACUCCCAGGCUACUCACCCAUCUCAGCUGUUUCUAUUUUGAAUUGAGUUGUUUUUUAGUGUUCUCUUUAUGAUUAUUUUGUUGAGGUUUUCUUUGAUUUUAUAUUUGGCACAAAAUCAGUGAAUCAAAAUUUGUUUUUGAGUUUUUGUGUUCAAUCAAUUUUGCAUGCUUAUUUUCAAUAGGUUUGGGUUGAAUUUAUAGGGCUAACUAGAAUUUGUGUUAUUAUUACAGACACAUUGAGUAUUGCAUGCAUAGAGUGUCAUCUCUGAUUUCUUAGCUGGUUUUUUAAACCAUAUGAUCUCAUAAUCCAGGUUGAUGUUGUUGUUAUUGCGUUUUUAUUUAUGAAACGAUUAUUUUGUAUGUUAUAAGUGCAGGGCUAGAAAGGAUAAUUUUGAACGUGCAAUUGAACAUGAUUCAAAUGGAGAUUCUACAUAUGCCUAUGAGUGUUACCAAAAACGCUGUUGAUAUUUCGCCUGUGAUUGCGCGAGAAAUAAUUAAGGUAGAAAGGAAUUCAGUUUAUCAGCGCUAGAGCUAGCUGUUGAUACUCCCUCUGCUCCUUAUUAUAAGAAAAAGCUUGUUUGUCAUUUUCCAAUUUGAUGCAAGGAGCUGAAGCUUCCAAUUCUUCCAUGGAUUAUAGUAACAAUCAAACCUGUAGAUAUGAUGUGUUUAUCAGUUUCAGAGGUCCCGACACACGCAACAAUUUUGUCGACCAUCUUUAUGAUCAUCUAACUAGAAAGGGUAUUUUUGCCUUCAAGGAUGAUAGGAGGCUUGAGAAAGGAGAUUCCCUUUCCCCACAACUUCUACAAGCAAUUCAAAAUUCACGGAUUUCUAUUGUUGUCUUCUCUAAAACAUAUGCCGACUCUACAUGGUGUUUAGAAGAGAUGGCUACUAUAGCUGAAUGCCGUAAAGAAUUCAAUCAAAAAGUAUUUCCUAUUUUUUAUGAUGUCGAUCCAUCUCAUGUACGACAUCGGAGAGGGCUGUACCAAAACGCCUUUGAUUUAUACCGGAUGAGAUUCAAACAUGAUCAGAGAAAGGUUGGGAGGUGGAAGAAAGCUAUGGACGUUUUAGCUAACUUAGUCGGUUGGGAUAUCAGGAACAAGCCAGAAUCUAUAGAGAUCAAAAAAAUUGUUCAAGCAAUAAUAAAAACUUUGAAUCAUAAAUUCUCAGGGUUUACCAACGAUCUUGUUGGGAUGCAACCUCGCAUAGAAGAAUUAGAAAAGCUUCUAAGAUUGAGCUCAAUGGAUGAUGACUUUCGAGUAUUGGGAAUUUGGGGGAUGGGUGGAGUAGGGAAGACAACUCAUGCUGCUGCUUUGUACGAUAGAAUCUCUUAUCAGUUUGAUGCUUGUUGUUUUAUUAAUAACACUAGCAAACUUUAUAUGGAUGGUGGCGUGGUUGCUGUACAAAAACAGAUUCUUCGUCAAGCUCUAGAUGAAAGAAAUCUAGACGCAUACGAUACUUGUGAGAUAACUGGGAUUAUGAUAAAUAGACUUCAGAGUGGCAUUAAGGUCCUUCUAGUUCUUGACAAUGUUGAUCAAUAUGAACAAUUGGAGGAAUUGGCUAUAGAUCCUAAAUUGCUUUACAAAGAAAGUAGAAUAAUCAUAACUACAAGGGACGAGCAUAUUCUAAGAGUGUAUGGGGUGGAUAAAAUUCAUGAAGUUCCCCUGUUGAAUAGUAAUGAUGCUUCUGAACUUUUUCGCAGAAGAGCUUUCAAAGGUGAAGACCAAAGCAGCAAUUGUGUUGAGUUGAUUCCAGAGAUACUAAAAUAUGUUCAAAAUCUUCCUUUAGCAAUUAAAGUAGUGGGCUCUUUCUUGUGUAAUCGAGAUGCUACUCAGUGGAGAGAUGCUUUGGAUAGAUUGAAGAACAAUCCAGACAAUAAAAUUAUGGAUGUGCUUCAGAUGAGUGUUGAUGGACUAGAACAUGAGGAGAAGGAAAUAUUUCUGCACAUUGCUUGUUUUUUUAAAGGGGAGAGGGAAGAUUAUGUAAAGAGAAUUCUAGAUGCAUGUGGAUUAUACCCUCACAUAGGAAUUCAAAGAGUCAUUGAGAAGUCACUCAUUACCAUUAAAAACCAAGAGAUUCAUAUGCAUGAUAUGUUACAAGAACUUGGGAAGAAAAUAGUUCGGCACAGCUUUCUCGAAGACCCAAUAUUGUGGAGUAGAAUAUGGCAAUACCAUGAUUUCUAUCAAGUCUUGACAUCAGAAACGGGAACAAAUAAUGUUAAAGCUAUAGUUCUGGAUCAAAAGGAAAGUUUCUCCAAAUGCAGGGCUGAAGGAUUUUCAAAUAUGAGCAACCUUGCACUUCUCAUAUUGUAUCAUAAUAAUUUUUCAGGAAAUUUGGAUUUUCUUUCCAACAACUUGCGGUAUCUUUUGUGGAACGGAUGUCCUUUUACUUCUUUGCCGUCAAACUUUGAACCACAUUAUCUUGUGGAAUUGAAUAUUCCUGAUAGUAGCAUUCAACGACUGUGGGAAGGUCGCAAGGAACUACCUAAUUUGAAAAGGAUGGAUUUGAGCAACUCCAAGUAUCUUAUAGAGACUCCAAAGUUUUUUUGGACCCCAAAACUGGAGCGGCUAGAUUUUACCGGAUGCACAAACUUAAUACAGGUCCAUCCGUCAAUUGGACAUCUUACAGAACUUGUUUUCUUAUGUUUGCAAAACUGCAGCAGUUUGGUUGACCUUGAUUUUGGCAGUGUAUCAAGAUUAAAUUCUCUGAGAGUUCUACGCCUUUCCGGUUGUACAAAACUUGAAAAGACGCCUGAUUUUACCGGGGCAUCAAAUCUUGAAUACCUUGAUAUGGAUGAAUGUACAACUUUAUCCAAAGUUCAUGAAUCCAUUGGGGCUUUGACAAAGCUUAAAUUCUUGAGUUUGAGAAACUGCACAAAUCUGGUUGAAAUGCCUGAUAGGAUUAAGAGGAUGGCGUCCCUUGUAACUCUAGAUUUUUGCGGUUGCUCGAGUCUUACAAUUCUACCCUUGAAACGGACUCGUACUGAUCAUAUGAGAUCUUUGAUUUUUCUAGAUUUAAGCUUUUGCAAUCUUCAUGAAGUACCAAAUACUAUUGGAACGUUACGUACGUUAGAAAGGCUAAAUCUACAAGGAAACAAAUUCCGUUCACUACCUGAUGAUUUCUUUGAUCUUGACAACCUAGCAUAUGUAAAUUUAUCUCAUUGCCAUGAGCUUGAAAGUAUUGAACUCCAAUUUUCACAAAGUACUUCACAAAGUGCUUCAAAAAGUGCUUCUUCAGGAGGAAGAUAUUUUAACAUGGUAGCGGGAUCUCGUGAUCAUAGGUCAGGAUUUUAUAUAUUUGACUGCCCUAAUUUCAUUGUUAAAUCCAAAGACAAAUCCAUAGAAUGUUCAUGGUUACAAAGACUACUUCAGAGUCCCCAUCACUUUCGGGGUGGCUUUGACAUUGUUGUUCCUUGGAAUAGGGAAAACAUUGAUUCUCCGUCAAGUUGUUGUAUUCCAAAAUGGUUCAAUUACCAAUUUGAUAGUGAUUCAAUAGUAAGGAUAGUGGACUUUGACGAGUUUGACAUGAAGUUUGGCUUUGCCUUCUGUGUGGAAUUUGAGGUAAACAAUAGUCCUGCGAGUUCGGGUUUGCCACAAGAUUCAUUUUCCUCAGCACUCCCACAUCCUUUUUAUCUUUCUUUUGAAAGUGAACACACAGAGGAACGCUUCGACAUGCCACUUAGUUUGGAACUGCACAAAGUUGAUGGCUCCAAACAUCUUUGGCUAAUCUAUAUCUCUCAAGAGCACUGCCAUUUUUUAAAAACUGGAGCACAUAUCACAUUUAAAGCCGGCCCAGGGUUGUCGAUAAAGAAAUGGGGAUUACGCUUGGCAAUCAAGGAUCUAAGGAAAUCAUAUCGUGUGCCAAGCGACUGGGAACACUCAUCGGACUCUUAUGCGCCCCAACUUUUCUUAGAUUAUGUACAAAAAACCAGCAUGAAGUCUGGAACUAAAAUCCAACUUCCGUACAAUUGGUUUGUUACUGAAGAGGAAGAAGUUGAGAAUUCAGGAGCAAAGUCAAAAGAAACUGCUCUUUCUAAUCUGGGCCUUUAGAUAUGCGCCAAACGCACAUCACAUUCCGUGAGCCUUGAGUAUAGGACAUCCAUAUUUUGCACUACAAGUCUGUCCAGUGAAUAUAUCUGAUUAUUUGAAGUUAAGGUUCUGUCAUGAAGCUUAUCAGGUGAAAGAAUACAUGAUAGGUACUGUUAUUCUAUCUCUGUUGAGGAUGAUUGUUGUUAUCAGUUGCAACUUGGGAACUUCUUCAACUUCGCAUAUCUCAUGUUGGACAAACUCAGAAUGUGAUGGUAAAAGUUUCUGUUAGACCUCUUAAAGAAAAUGUGGAUAAAAGGAUUGGGGUAGGAACUGCUCAUUAGAUAGUUUAGUUUAGUGGGCAGUUAUUUAUUUCCUUAGCAGUUAUGUUUUUUAUAUUUCAGCAGUUAUUAGGAAGGGAGAGAUUCAAGAGUUGAAUUUUUGUAAGGAACCGAACUGUUUAUGUGUAAUUUGCUUCAGUUUCUUUUAUUUGCAAUUGUAAUUCUAUUUUGAGAGUUUUUCUCUGGAUUUAUGUUGAAUGUAAAUUCAGAAAUUCAUCACACAAAUCCACUGCUUUGAUCAUUUCUGUCAGUUUCU
Molecule: messenger RNA, 5338 nt
Organism: Vicia villosa (hairy vetch)
Lineage: Eukaryota; Viridiplantae; Streptophyta; Magnoliopsida; Fabales; Fabaceae
Product: disease resistance protein RPV1-like
Exons: 7
Coding region: 1316-4765 (1149 amino acids)
Biological process (GO): defense response; signal transduction
Molecular function (GO): protein binding; ADP binding
Source: RefSeq, a predicted model, not a curated record